Nematostella vectensis (starlet sea anemone) is the source of this 1091-nucleotide messenger RNA. Its product is annotated as endoplasmic reticulum resident protein 29. Gene Ontology annotation, cellular component: endoplasmic reticulum lumen; endoplasmic reticulum. The coding region runs from base 81 to 830 and encodes 249 amino acids. The record is from RefSeq and is a predicted model, not a curated record. The transcript has 4 exons. NCBI's taxonomy places the organism in Eukaryota, Metazoa, Cnidaria, Anthozoa, Actiniaria, Edwardsiidae. Gene Ontology annotation, biological process: protein secretion.
GCCGAUUAUUUUUUUGAAAAGAGCUCAGUUUGACUUUAUUUCCUUGUCCUUUCUCUCCUUUCUUCACUUUUCCGUCCAUAAUGCCUAUUAGAUGUGUCCUCUUUAUUUCUGUGAUUAUUUUCCAUAUUAUUUCGGAUACAAAGGCGACUUCCAAAGGAGUUGUAUCGUUGGACACGCUAACAUUUGACAAGGUGAUUGGAAAACACAAAGCUGUACUUGUAAAGUUUGAUCAACAAUAUGCUUAUGGGGAAAAGGAGGAUCAAUUCAAGGAAUUUGCCAAGAAAGCUGCUACCCAGGCUAAGUUGCUGAUCGCUCAGGUUGGCGUGUCAGAGUAUGGAGAAAAAGAUAAUGAGGAACUCCAAAAAAGAUAUGGUAUUAAGAAGGAAGACUUCCCAGCAUUCAAGCUCUUUCUCCAGGGGAAAGACUCUCCUGUCACUUUCACAGGGGACGUGAUGGUCGAUAAACUGUCAGAGUUUAUUGUCAAGCAUACUGGACUAUGGAUUGGUCUCCCUGGUUGUGUUGAGGAGUUCGAUACACUUGCAAAAGAGUUCCUCCAAACACCUGUAUCUGAGGCUGGUAUGGUCGUCAGCAAAGCAGAGAAACUUGUCAAGGAAACUUCAGAUGAGAAAGGAAAAUCCUCCGGGGAUAUGUACGUGAAAAUCAUGAAAAAAAUCCAGGAAAAAGGGACCGGCUAUAUUGAUACUGAAAUAACCAGAGUCAAGAAGCUUCUUAAAGAUAAGCUGACUGAGAACAAGAAGAAAGCAUUCCAUGACCGCUUGGACAUUCUGACAUCAUUUCAGCAUGUCAAGCAAGGAAAGGAUGAGCUUUGACAGCAUUAUAGAUGUCCGGCCUUUAGAGUUUUUACUUGCUAGUACUUUCUUCUGUCAAAAGUUUAAAUGCCUCUGUAUUCUUUUAACAUUUGUAAUUUUUUAAUGCAUUUCCGGGUGACAGUCAGGGAAAGGAGAGGGAAGGUGUGUUGGUACUCCGAGAGUGGAGAUGCAUUUUCUUUAAUUGUGUAGAAAACUCAACUGUUAUCAUUGUCUGUUUUUUUUUUUCUAGAGUAACAAAAAAAAAUAUAUGAAAAAAUGAAA